Messenger RNA from Misgurnus anguillicaudatus (oriental weatherfish), 852 nucleotides. The record is from RefSeq and is a predicted model, not a curated record. Lineage: Eukaryota; Metazoa; Chordata; Actinopteri; Cypriniformes; Cobitidae.
CUUGGAAACGAAACAUCAUUCUGAGGCGGAGCAUGAAGAUGCCUUAUAAUAAUCCGUCAAGCACUCCGUGCCACAGUAUUGGAUUUUGGUGUGACUUAACCAGACUCAAGAAAGAAAACCAGUAAGCAGAGAAAGAUUUAAACAGCUUGGAAAGCCAUGGAAAUAACAGUAAAAGAAAUCAACGGAAACACGACACGUCUGACUGUGGACCUCAGUGCCACAGUUGGUGACCUGAAGCAGAAGAUCUCACAGCACUUUAAUGUGCAAACUUCUCAACAGAAGCUGUCUGCAAAUAAUGGUCAACGACACAACCUUGAUGAUGAUUCCAGACGCCUCAGUAGUUACGGUUUGAGCUCUGGAUCCACAAUAGCGCUCCUCAUCACGAACCCUGUACCCAUCAAGCAGGUGUUUGUCAAGAACGAUAGUGGCAAGAUAAGCACUUAUGAUGUGGACGUGGAUGAGACUGUAGAUCAGCUCCGGAAAAAGAUCUCCAACAAAGAGAGAAUCCCUCUGACCCAGUGGAGUCUAGUUUGCGAUGGUAAAGAACUGAAGUCUGGCAUGAAGUUGAAAGACUACGGCAUUAAAGAUAAAAGCACAAUGCACAUUGUUUUCCGUCUCCGAUCAGGUUAAUGGAGAAAAAUAGCGGACAGUUUAUAUAUGUGGUUACUGGGACGAAAGAUGUCAAAGUAGGCUAUAUUUGUUAACUAAAACUAAAGCACUUUAUUCGUUCUGCUGUACUUUAAAUGCAGUUAAUCGCUAACAGUAGACAAUGUUUAAAAUUUGUUUAUGUAUGAUUAUUUAGGCCUAUGUAUUGUAUUUCAUGUGCAUAAAUGUUUUAUUUAAUAAAUUUAU